CUCCCACCCCUCUGUCUUGUUCUCUAAUCCGCCCACAUGUAUCGUCUGAGGGAGAAAAAAAAAUAGUGCAGAAGGUGACGCUCCUCCAAAGGAACAGAGAGAGGCACAGAGAGGGAAAGGCAAAGAGAGAGGUGUCUACAGGCUGCAUCUCCAUUGAAACAUUUGCAAAAAGGGGGGAGACAGAGGAAGAGCUGAAUGGUAGCUACACCCUGCGCCUGGAAGCGUAGAGACACUGUAACAAAGGCUGGCAAUUUUUAUUUUUUAUUUUUCUGGCAAUAACAAAGAGGUGGGAGAGGGGGCUCUGAAAUCGAGGGGAAAUAGCAACAACAACAACAACAAAAAAGACUUCUGCUUCAUUCCAUCCGACAAGCCUCAUCCCUUUUGCCAUCAUCAGCAUGACCAUAAGCUAUAAGUAACAUUCGGCAAUAACGGUGUCAAAACGAGAUUUCCAGCAACAGACGCGCGCAAUCCCUAUUUUGUUUUAUUCUAAUCGUGGGGAGCAAAAAAAGCAGAUGAACCGAAUGCCUGCGAGAAACUGGAUACUCUCUGAAAUCAUAAGAAAGAGCGAUCUAACAAAGAAAACUACAUUUUGAUUGAUCUUUUCAAAGCUUGAUGUGCGCGUUUCUGCACGCACUCGAAACGAACCUGAACCAAAAGCAAACUACUCAGACUCCUCCCUCCUCCUCCCUUCGGUUUCUCUCAUCCUCUCCCUCCCCCCCGGUCCUCUAUGCUCAGUUCGGUGUGUGUAUCCUCUUUCAAAGGGCGCAAGGGUGGGAACAAGUCGUCCAACAAAGCAUGUUACAGCGCAGACAUGACUUGUCCGUCGGAAAGCGAGAAAAUCGUGAUAAACUGCGGGGGGGUGCGGCAUGAGACCUACCGGAGCACCCUAAAAACGUUGCCCGGUACCCGCUUGUCGUGGCUCACCGAGCCGGACGCGUUCAGCAACUUCGACUACGACCCCAAAUUAGACGAGUUCUUCUUCGACCGCCACCCGUCAGUGUUCUCCUUCAUCCUCAACUAUUACCGCACCGGGAAGUUGCACUGUCCCAACGAUGUGUGCGGUCCCCUGUUCGAAGAGGAGCUGGCCUUCUGGGGCAUCGAUGAGACGGACGUGGAGGCGUGUUGCUGGAUGAAUUACCGGCAGCACCGGGAUGCGGAGGAGGCGCUGGACAGCUUCGAGACUCCAGAACCGGACGCGCCGGACGACGAGCCGGCGCUGGGCGGUGCGGAUGGGGACUUGAAAAGACUGUGCAUGCAGGAGGACGCAAGGAAAGCGGGCUGGUGGAAAACCUGGCAGCCCCGAAUAUGGGCACUGUUUGAAGACCCGUAUUCCUCCAAAUAUGCCCGGUAUGUGGCAUUUGGCUCCCUAUUCUUCAUCCUCAUCUCCAUCUCCACUUUCUGCAUGGAGACGCAUGAGGCCUUCAACACCAUCCUCAACAAGACAGAGAAUGUCACGGUUGGCAACUCGACCCGUGAGGAGAUCGUAUACGAGGUGGUGACUGACAGCUGGUUGACGUACGUGGAGGGCGUGUGCGUCAUCUGGUUCACCAUUGAGGUCCUGCUGCGAGUCACCUUCUGCCCAGACAAGCUUGAGUUCUUCAAGAGCAGCCUCAACAUUAUCGACUUUGUCGCCAUCCUGCCCUUCUACCUGGAGGUGGGCCUGAGCGGUCUGUCCUCCAAAGCUGCCAAGGAUGUCCUGGGGUUCCUCCGUGUUGUCCGAUUCGUCCGUAUCCUCCGAAUCUUCAAGCUGACCCGCCACUUUGUGGGUCUCCGUGUCCUGGGCCAUACUCUGCGUGCCAGCACCAAUGAAUUCCUCCUGCUCAUCAUCUUCUUAGCCCUUGGUGUCCUCAUCUUUGCCACCAUGAUCUACUAUGCCGAACGAAUUGGCGCAGACCCAGACGACCCGACAGCCAGCGCCCACACCAACUUCAAGAACAUUCCCAUUGGAUUUUGGUGGGCUGUCGUGACCAUGACCACACUGGGCUAUGGAGAUAUGUACCCAGAAACAUGGUCAGGGAUGCUGGUGGGUGCUCUGUGUGCCUUGGCUGGUGUGCUGACCAUUGCCAUGCCUGUGCCCGUCAUUGUCAACAACUUCGGCAUGUACUACUCUCUGGCCAUGGCCAAACAAAAGCUGCCCAAAAAGAAGAACAAACAUAUCCCCCGAGCACCACAACCAGGGUCCCCCAACUACUGCAAGCCAGAUGCCCUGGCUAUGGCUACCGCAUCACCACAAAGGCUCUUGGGAAACGUCCUCGGUGGAGUGAUGGGGUCUGGAGGCAUUGGGGGUGACUGUCCUCUCGCCCAAGAAGAAAUUAUAGAGAUUAAUAGAGAUUCUAAGCAGAAUGGUGACGCGGCCUCGGCCGCCCUGGCUAACGAGGACUGUCCCACCAUCGACCAGGUGCUGAGCCCAGACGAGAGGAGCCCUAUUGGGCGAGGGCCUACCCGGGAACGCUACCAGCAGGACCGCGCCUGCUUCCUGCUCAACACCAGGGAAUUCCGUGCCACAGAUGGGAAUGUGCGGAAAGCAACGGGCUACGAGAAAUCUCGCAGUCUCAAUAACAUAUCGGGAAUGGCUGGGUCAUCACUGCGGCUUGCUCCUAUCACUAGCCCACCCUUUGAAACCUAUGAGGCCCCAGGACCACUGCGCCGCUGUCGCUCCCCCAUCCCCUCCAUUUUGUAGCAAAAAAUUUAAAAAAAAAAAAAGAAAAAAAAGAAAGGGAUGUUCAUGAUCGGAUGAUAAGAGUUGCAGUGGAUUAGCCAUGGACUGAUCACAUUGAAUCCUCCAUUUGGACUGUACACCGUGCAAAAACAAUAGCAAUAACAUGAAAUGAACUUGAAUGUAGAAAGAACGACCCCUUGUCUUGUGAAUCUAAUGGUUGAUGAUGCAUGCGUCCGGUUAGCUGAUGGGGUUAAAUACAAAUCCUAGCUUUAAAGGGUCACUGUUAUUUUAAAUUACUAGAAGAAAUGUAAAAAAAAAAAUGAAUUGAUUAGUUCAUAAAAUAGUAUCAGAGAUUUAAAAGAAUUAUGAAAACAUGUGCACAGUUACAUUUUGAAAUUUAGGAUUAAGUGUGUAGAUGGACAUCCAUUUUUAAAUGUUCUGGACCAAACAAAAAGUUCACAACACUGUCCGGAGUAAUCACCAUGAGACAAGAUACUUCAGUUCAUUUAGCCAAAGACAAAAAUACAUUUAUAGAUUAGAUUGAUGUUGAAAAAGGUUUCUACUUUCUGUCUUCUGUGAAUAUUGAUGUAUGUACAGUGUAGACAUCAUUUUGGUAAAUCUCUCGAAAAGACAGACUCGACUUCUAUAAGUCUCAGUAUUAACACUUAAUUUUCUAUCUCAUCAUAGUGACAUCAAUAGACACCUUAGCCUACACAGCAAAGCUAAAAGAUGUGAAAAGCUGAGGGAAAAAAACUAGAGCUAAACUAACUAAGAGCUUAGCUAAAAUGAAAAGAGUACAAGUAUCAUAUCAUAAGAGCUAUCUCAGUUUUGCAGCCUAACAUGACUUUUAAAAUGUUAGUUUAUUUUAAGACAUUGCUGUUAGGAUCCCAUGUAUGCAAUUGCUACCUUCCAGUGUACAGUUAAAGGUCUAUUCAGUCACUCUUUUUUGCAAUUGCAAGCAUGUUGUCUAAUACAUUUCUAUAUAUUUAUCAUCAUCUUAUGCAUCAUAUGCAAUUAGAACAAUCAUUUCCCAAAAUUAAAAAUCAAUUAAUAACAUAAAAAUAAUAAUUUCAUUGUAUGCCCCCAACAAUACAUGAAAAAAUAACUAAAAUGUUUAAAUACUUUUAUUUCAAUGCCAUGUAGGCUGUAGAUUUGCGAUAAAUGUACCACAAGUUUAGUUGUUGACAAGAGCGCAGGUUUAGUAUGCCAAGUGGGGACCAGGAUGAGGUUAGUUGGAGUUGGGACACCAUGUCCUGGAGGGACCACUACAAAUUGUAAGACGAGGGUCAUGUGAUCGAUGGAUGUAGCCAAACAUGUUACAUGCUACUGACCUUAGCUAAUCACAAUAGCUGUGGGUUUGACAAAAUUAUUAAUAGUUUUUUAAAUUUUGGUUCAUUCAGGUUAAGCACAUUUCUAGGAAAAUUUUGUCCUUGGUUUUAAACAUUAUUAGUGCAGCCGAGGACCUCACGAGUCGAACCGCCUGGCUAGCUACGUGCUAACUAUGUUUUGUCUCCCACACUGCCUUUGGCAAACGGCACAAUUAAGCUAUCACAUCCUCAGUUAAUAAAUUCUAUUUGAUGACUGAGUGGACCUUUGAAGAAAAGCUAAUCAGGACACUAAUGUAUAUGAAUUAUGUAUUUAUAUGUAGGCCUACAAUUUUUCGAAAAAGUCUUAAUGCAAUGUAUUUAGGAAGCUACUUAAAAAUGACAAUAAAUAAUGCAACAAAUAUGCUUAUAAAAUCAGGUAUGGAUGACUACAUAAUUAUAUGGUUGGAACAAAUACAAGCACUUUACUAACACAGCGUUAAUUUACUAACCUUGAAAGCUUGCAUGUUGGGAUACAGACCAUAUUACAACGAACUGAACAUGUGAUUGAGCGCCAUUAAACAUCUCUAACUGUUCAGUUUUUUCCAAAUAUCUAUUUUGCUUCUUCUUCACCUUUUUUAAAAUAUAUAUUUUUUUCCAUAAUCAUUUGUUUUUGGUUUAAGUGUUUGUCUAAAACAGUUUUAAAAAAUACAAAUUAAAAUGAUGCAAUCUGUUAAUCUGUGAAAAAUAAAAAUAAGACAGUGGUUACUAUAUACCAUUUCCCUCAGUAAUUUAAAAUAAAAAAUAUCUUUUAGGGAAUUUACAGCUUAUAUUUUUGGCACUGAGGACCUUGCUCAGAUUGGCACCCUCACAUGAAAAUUGAUCUUAUAUGAAACAUUGAGCAAAAGGAAGAUAGUAAUAAAACAUUCACAUAUGCAAUAAACAUGCAAUAUUAUUUUAAUGCUGGAAAACAUGCUGUGCACAUACAUAUGUAAAUAUGCAGAUCUAUUUUUAAUCCUGAAGAUGCACAGAUUUUGUAGGCAGUCAACUUAUUAUGUUUGAUUUAGUGUUACGAUGACAUCAUGAGCCAUUUGUCUUGUUUUAUUUCAAGUCAAUGUCUUAGUGGUCCUUGAAACUUUUUAAUGUUGUGGCUGCCAUUUUUUAAAUUGUUUUAGUUUUGUAAUGGUUUUAUAUUUUCUUUUCACUUGUACUGGUAAUGUGUAUUUCAUUGUUAGGAAUGAAUUUUCUCUACCACUGAUUGUCUAAAAAAACAUUUGUUAAAAAGAAGAUACAAUGUUGUAUUUAAUUGUCCUUAAGUUCUUUGACAAACAGAAACAUAGCAAGACUGAAAUCACGAGGAAAAACUGUAAGUGCUUUAGAAACCAACAUUUUUUUGCAGGUGUCAAGGGAGAGUGUAUUUACUUGUUUAGAGAGUCAGGUCCUGAUAUUCUUACUGUCAUAAUCCAUGGUUGUCAUUUUGUCAACAAAAAAAAAAAAAAAAAAAUCGAUGUGCUUCCAGACCCCUCAAGUUUGAGAACUUAGAUAUGCAGAACUGUGUUUCAGGAUGAAAGCUAUGACAUCAGUUGAAUGUUUGCUUGAAUCUAUUGUUGACUGGAGUUUGAGAGGUUUGUAAAAUGUGUAGUGUCUCAUUUAAAGUAGAUCCUACCCUACAGUCACUGCAAGAAGUAAUGCUUGCCUGGCUUCAUCUGAUACGGGUUUUUGAACGCCAUCGCACAUAUUUUCAGACUGAAGUUGCUAAUAGUAAUGUUUAAUCUCAAUAUUGUUACAUUUCACCAUUAUGAUAUCAAAAAAAUAGAAUAAUUUAGUGUUGUCUGAAAAUAUCUGAGUGGCAUGCAGAGCUUUGGUUUGACAGCAGCUCCUCAACUUAGGGAAAGUAGGGAAACUCUGGGAUAGUAGGUUUUUAAAUAGAUUUAACUUGCAGGAAAAUGAUUUGUGAACAUGUAAUGAGUACAAUAAAACAUGUUCACUGGCCUGGGUUUAAUCGUCAAAGCUAAUCUUAGUCCACAUCGGCAAACCUGAAUAUUGGUCUGCAAUUUUUUUGUUAGCAUCACUUCUCUCAGUGCACAAAAUCUUCUAUUUAAGCGCACAGGCAUACUGUAUAAUCUUCAAAUGACUCCACAAUGUGGAUGUUACAAUUUGCAGAUACUCUGAAUUACAGCAGUAUGCCACUUCAGUUGGAAUGUACAUUUUCUGUUACAGUGAAGAAAAUGACCAUCCAUCUUAUAUAUCUGCAGAGGAAUGUUUUUUUUUAUGCUCUAAGUGACUGGAUAUGGGUGAGAGGAAUAACAUCUCACUCAACACCACUUUAAUUUUAACAUUUAUGAUUGUAUAAGUUCUGUAUUUGUUCAUAUUUGCUUUGUAUUUUAACAAAAUUGAUCUGAGGAAUGUCAUAAGUGUGGUUCUGUUAGGCUUAAAGAGUCAUUUCACAUAGUUGUGGCCAAUGCACAUCACCUAGGACACUCUGACGUACACAUUGUUUAAGAAAACAAAACAGGCAGAUGUUGUAAGUGCCUCUAUGAGGCCCCCAUAGGCUCUGAUGUCAAUUUAGGAGUUCAUGCAAACUAGCUAGAUUUAACUAGCUAAACCUUCGAAGCAAUGCUUAAUAGGUCAGUGGUUAUUAUCAAAUAUGUAAAUAUCUGUAUCUACACAUGUGAAUACAUUAAAGUCAUAUGAAAUUAAUACAGCUAUGUAUACUUUGUGAGUGUGGGAAAGAAAGUUUCUUAAGUUUUAUCCUGCAAAUUACUCAUUGAAGUGUCAAACUAAUCUGACUAACACUUGGUCAUAUAUACAUACAUAUUAGGUCUGGAUUUCAAAGAGAAAGCAUGUUUGUUUGUUAUUUUACUGUACCAUUUCCACAUGAUCUUUUUAAGGCACACUAUUAUUAAUUCAGCUGCAUUGAUAAAGGACAUUUCUGAAUGUGUUCUUAGUUCUGUCGUUUGCUUGGACAAGAGCUGGUGCUACAUGGGGUAAAUGCAGUUCAUGCUACUGAAUAUAGUAAAUGUACAAUACAUGUAAAUAUUUCAGUGGUUGUCGCUAAUGUAUCUUAAAAGGCAUGUAUGGUACAUGUGCAGCUUUUAGAGAGAAAAAUGACUGUGUCACUAUUAUAUUUGGAAUUAGUAAUAAUAGAAUACUAAAUACUGCUGUACUCUAAGUAUGUUUUUUCAUUAGUGAGAUGAAGGGGGGAAAUUCUAUUUGAUCAACUUUAAUUGUGCAGUAGAAGAUUAAUAUUACUUGUAAUGUCCACUAAAUGAGUGCUAUACUGUAGAAUCAUCCAGCCAAGUCGCCAGAAAAAAAUGUUGGCAUUGUACAUUUCCGCAAACUCCUAUAUGUUACAUUGUACGUUUUAUACAUAUCAUAUCUAUGUUUCUAAAGUGACACUGAGCUGAUGUUGUCAUGAGGAGGUGGAGGGGAUUGUGGAUUGGGUGUCACCUAAGCAAGAUGGCUGCCAACCUUCAAACCAAUAAACGGCAAAACUGGUUGUGAUUUCUGGUAGCUUUUUAGGCACCAAACACUGGUGUUUUAUAGUGACCCAUCGCUAAUUUUCCAGUGGGUAUGCUGACCCAAAAGGCAUUUGGCACCCGCUUUUCAUGCUGGACUUCUGCCCCUAAAACUUUGUAUGUAUAACAUAAUCUUUUCCUAACCAUAACCAAGUGGUUUUCAGCCUAAACCUAACCAUGGCUUCAUCACAGCCACGUAAUAAUGUGCAAAUGUAACAUAUCCUUGGUUUGCAGAAAUAUACAAUGCCAACAUUUUUUCCUGGCAACUAGCUUGAGUUGUCAUGGGAUGUAGCAAACUCAUGUAUUGCCGAAGACACUGAGGUAACACACCUAUCAAUCCUCAUGUAGCAAAAUGCAUUUAUCAAAGAAGUUCACCAAGAAGCUGGACUAUCCCUUUGACUUUGACCUACUAGUACCAUCAAUCAAUAAGCUGUUAUGAUUUACAACAGCAGUGCAUAAUGUAUUGUGUGUAUCAACACAAAGGCUGCUUUGGCACAGUUUCAGGAUGCUGCUGGUGCCAGGAAAAAGACAGAAAAGUCUGGUUUGUGUCCAAACAAACAGUGGUGUAUCUUUAGACUGUACAUGUGCACGAUUUUGUUAAAUGUGUUACACAGAAGAAGGCAUACACAGGAAUUUAUAAAUCUGGAAGUAAUUCUAUUAACUUGUUUUUGAUUUUGUGCAGACAUAUUUGGGAAAUUACACAGAUUUAUGUAUCUGACACCAGGAGAAGGUCCUGUUACUCUUAAUGAGAUCUGCAUGACGAAAUACUAUGUUAAUACAAUUACAAAGUCUAUGCUUAAUGGGUGAGCAUGGUGAGUUAGAUUAAUAGGUGCUCACUCUUCCUCAUAAUGUAAGCCGCAGUUGCUGCUUGUAGGAUGUAUGAGGAUCUUUCCUCUCAGUCGACUAAAUCCUUAACAUUCACCAUACAACUGGUCUUUAGAAAAUUUGAACUGUGUCUCACUAACAGCUUUCCUCUGGAGAAAACUGCAACUAUACAGUGGAAAAUAUCAGAGGAAGAGGGUGACAUGAAGAGCAGACUGGAAGAACUAAUGUGGCUGCAAUAAAGGAUAAUGUUUGUUUUGGGUUGGUGUUUGCUAGCGAGACCACGACAGAAGUGUUUAAUCUCCCAGUAAAUAAUGCAUGAUGCCAGCACAUGUGAUACAAGAGUGUUUGCCAUAACUGUAGGCGACAAACUAACAAUACUCAACCUACUGUUGUUGACAGACAUUUCCUUGAAUUUGCACCUGUGCUUGCAUAAUGCAUAGCUUAAAUCGGGGGUUAAGCCUCCUGAAAUGGUGUCAGCCCCAAUGUGUGAUCCCACUGCUUCUUUUAAAAGUGAAAACUUCCAUGAAAAGCAUUGAGUAUGUUUGUACGUGUCCAUCUGUCAAAAAUGUGUUUCCCCAUGAAGUUUACAUAUCAUUCAAGUGACAAUGUUUGCACAUGCGUACAUAUGCACAUACACGCACAUUAGUGAAUAACUGGUCAUCAUCAUCUAAGCUUGUUCCAAAAUGCUUUGUACAUAAUUCACUCCUGUAAAGAUGUUUAAAUUUGGCAGAGUGGGGAGCAUGGUGCUGGUCAGUUGGCUGGCAGCUACUGUUUGUUUUUCUAAUAUUGUCAGUCACCAGUUUUAUUGUCACCAUUUCUUGAUUUUGUUACCCAAGAAUAACCUGUGUGCCAACUUUCUGUCUGUAUGUUGGAUAUAGACUGUUUCUGUAGCUGUAUUAGAGUUGUCAUAACAGUUUAAAUGUGUGCACUUCAUUCUGACAUGCACAGUUAACCAGCAGUUUACAGGUAAUCCCUGAUUACUUACCAUAUUGUGCAUAAUGUUAGUGAAACUAUGAAACUGUGUUAUGGAAAACAAUGUAAUUGGCAAAUUCCAAAUAUGAGAUUGGUUUAUAUAAGUGGAGCACUUCUGUAAACCAAUCAAGAUUCAAGUGCUUAUUCGUAAAGUUCUAGUUUAUAUGUCACUGAAUCAACACAUUCUCACUCUGUUUGUCUAAUGCCGAUACUUGGUCAGCUAAAUCUCAAACUAUGACGUUCUAGGUACUCCACCAAUGUUGGUUUUUGACGGUCAGGGACGGCGUGUCAAUUUGCGCUUGCUACCUAUUUUGUUUUUUCGUACAGGAAAUGGAGUUUCUUUUCAAAAUAAACUUUUUAGGUUUACUUUCUAAGGUUUAGGCAAUAGAAGUUCAUGGUUAGGUUUAGAAAAAAACAUAGCUUGAGUUUAAAUAACUCUGUUUGUUAUGAACAUAAUGCAGUGUCAAGUGACACAUACAUCACAUGACAUCUGUCCCUAGCAUAGUAUGCUACACAUAUGAACACAAUACCUUGUCAUUAAAAUAAGUCGAUGUACUUUGGUUUUACACGGGAAACGAACAGCGGUCUCCUGGGUGAAAGUCGGGAGUUUGUUUGACCAAUCCACGUCUACCUCUGCCCACUCUAUGUGGACUUUCUCGCGCUUCAUACUACAGCAGUUCCUCGAAAAAUUAAAAAAAUGCCGCUGCCCUAAUGCUUCUCAAAGGAAGCCUCUGUUUUUCGCUAUCUGACGCCGAGAGCCUCUGACCACACAUCGGUAUUUGACAAGUUAGGAGUGAGACCGGGUUGACUGAAUAUAUUCUCUUACAAAUUCUGUUUAUUCUGUGUGAUCUAAAUAUUAAUGGCUUUCUGUUCUUGUCU
Molecule: messenger RNA, 10157 nt
Organism: Epinephelus fuscoguttatus (brown-marbled grouper)
Lineage: Eukaryota; Metazoa; Chordata; Actinopteri; Perciformes; Serranidae
Product: potassium voltage-gated channel subfamily C member 1-like
Exons: 5
Coding region: 728-2680 (650 amino acids)
Biological process (GO): potassium ion transmembrane transport; protein homooligomerization
Cellular component (GO): neuronal cell body membrane; dendrite membrane; axon
Molecular function (GO): delayed rectifier potassium channel activity; protein binding
Source: RefSeq, a predicted model, not a curated record